Pogonomyrmex barbatus (red harvester ant) is the source of this 1179-nucleotide messenger RNA. RefSeq lists its product as uncharacterized. Gene Ontology annotation, biological process: male courtship behavior; chemosensory behavior; sensory perception of taste. Gene Ontology annotation, cellular component: neuronal cell body; axon; membrane. The record is from RefSeq and is a predicted model, not a curated record. Lineage: Eukaryota; Metazoa; Arthropoda; Insecta; Hymenoptera; Formicidae.
AUGAAGUCGCGAGCUUCUUCUUUCAUUGUAAAUACCGUAUUCACCAAGGUAAAGAAGAAACGAGUCAAAAGGCUACGCGGUCUAGACUCGUCUCUUUAUAGGGUCACGUGGCCAAUGAUGUACAUUGUGCGAGUGUUUGGCUUUGCUCCUUAUAACAUUUUGCAAGACCGUCUAGUAUCGUCAAACAUCAACCUCAUCUUCACAGCGAUCGCCGCUAUUCUAUACAGCUAUAUAUUGUACGACGUGUUAAAAAAGUUCAUGAACAUCCAGAGAGAAGUCUCGGCUCUCUCAGGAACAGAGAACACGAAGGUAAUCGUCAACUAUAGCGUCGUGAUGUACGAGCUGAGCUUAACGGUGUUCACGAGACAUAGCUUCGUUAGAAUUUGGAACGCGCUACAGGAUUACGAUAAAGGUGUCAGGCAAUUAGGUCAUCCUCGCAAAGAGAUGUGGACCGCAAUCGUCGCGUGGAUCCUCGUAGCUGUGAUCGCGAGCAUCUGGACUUCCGUCAAUCGCUCCGGAAUGUACGUCUUCCACGAGGCGUGGCAUUACAACAUGGGAUAUUUGCUGCCCUACGUUGGCACGUCGAUAGCUAUCUACAAGUUCGUGGCGAUGGCUAUUUUUCUAGGCCAACGAUUUCGCCACCUCAAUGCAAUUGCGACGGAAAACUUACCAUCGUUGUCAAUUGCGAGCAAAGAAAUCGCUACCAUCAGCAAGAAGACGAUCCUGAGUCUGCACAACGAUUUGAUGAUUGCCGCGGAGAACUUGGAGUCGCUAUACUCGUUGUCACUGCUCUUUUGGAUCGGCAGUUUGAGUCUGCAUACCGUCUCUAACAUAUAUUUCAUAAUCGAGUGGAUACUUCUAAAACCGUGGGAUACCCUGGCAUUGCCGCUUGUGUACUGCAUGAGUACCUGGUUGCUGGCGUUUCUCUUCCAACUUUUACUACUUCACGUCGCCUGCGACUUUGCCUCUUCUCAAGCUAAUAGCAUGGGCUUGAUUCUAUUCGAGUGGCAAGUAAGACUGAUGAGAAAAAAUGAGGAGUUCGUUGAGUUGUCGUUGCAAUUUCUAAAUCGAAGGCUCGAGUUCUCCGCCGCAGGAUGCUUUUACGUGACUCUGCCAUUAUUACGUUCGAUCGCUUCUACAAUGGCUACAUAUCUGGUUAUACUACUACAAUUUCAAUAA